AUGAUUAUUCCAAUACGCUGUUUUACAUGCGGUAAGGUUAUUGGUAAUAAAUGGGAUUCAUAUCUUGGAUUAUUGCAAGCUGAAUAUACUGAAGGUGAUGCCCUAGAUGCUCUAAAUUUGCGACGCUAUUGCUGCCGUCGAAUGUUGCUGUCACAUGUCGAUCUUAUCGAAAAAUUACUGAACUAUCAUCCACUGGAAAAAUGA
This is a messenger RNA of Dracunculus medinensis (Guinea worm), 204 nucleotides long. NCBI's taxonomy places the organism in Eukaryota, Metazoa, Nematoda, Chromadorea, Rhabditida, Dracunculidae. The record is from the annotation of a GenBank genome assembly.